Messenger RNA from Nematocida minor, 390 nucleotides. RefSeq lists its product as uncharacterized. The transcript has a single exon. The record is from RefSeq and is a predicted model, not a curated record. Bases 1 to 390 code for a protein of 129 amino acids. NCBI's taxonomy places the organism in Eukaryota, Fungi, Microsporidia.
AUGAAUCUCCUGGGCGCACAUGCCAUUAGAGAAAAGCUGUCCAAGUUGGCACAUGAGGUGGAGCUGCUGUCAAAAAAUGGAUCAGUGCUCGAGCAGUCCAUCAACAUAAGCAGACGCAAGAACGCGCUGCUUUCAAAGGAUGUGCAGGAGCUGAAGAGAAGAAAAGAAGACCAGACCACGCUCCUAAACAGAGAGGAGAACAAGAUGUUUACAAAUGCGAGAGAGCUGUCAGCAACAGAAGAGAAAAUAAACCAGAUGGAGGUGGAGCUAGCUGAAAUGCAGAUACAGAAAGCAAAGCUGCAGGAAGAAAUAAACAGCCGAACAGAGACAAUCAAAGAAAACGAGCUAAUCCUAGGCCUGUACGAAGGAUGUCUCGGGAUGCUCAAAUAG